GCUAUAAUACGCAAGCUGCUGUGCUGCCGUCUCCUUCGGCUUUUUAGGCGCUCCAACUUUCCUCCGCCGACUGAGCUUUUAACUCCGGAGCGUCUUCGAUGGUAGAUCCGGGGACGGCUCCGAUCUUUCGUUGACUAUCCUUUUCUUCUUUCACUUUCGAUAUCUUUCUGAAUCUCCAGCUCCAUUUCCCUGUCCGCCGGAUCUAGUUUCGGUAGCCGGGGGCUGUAUUUUCCGUUCGUCUCUUAAAGUUUAGAGCAAGUUUCCGUUUGCUGAAAAAGAAACAUUUGAAGUGUUAUUUUCAAUUUUUUGAGUUUUUGGAGUGUACGAUGGAUUCCGAGUGGAAGAGAUUCAGGGACUCGCCUAACUCGGAAGAGUUAACUCGGCGAUCCUCAUUCCCAGACGAGGUGCUGGAACGAGUUCUCUCACUUCUGAAUUCUCACAAAGAUCGUAGCUCAGUGUCUCUCGUGUGCAAGGACUGGUACAACGCGGAGCGGUGGUCGCGGACGCACGUGUUUAUCGGAAACUGUUACUCGGUGUCUCCGGAAAUCGUGGCUCGCCGUUUCCCCAACAUCCGCAGCGUGACGCUCAAAGGAAAGCCGCGGUUCUCAGACUUCAAUUUGGUACCGGAGAACUGGGGAGCCGAUAUCCAUGCGUGGCUCGUAGUGUUCGUCGUUAAGUAUCCCUUUCUUGAGGAGCUCAGGCUCAAGAGGAUGGUCAUUAGUGAUGAGAGCCUGGAGUUCCUGUCUGUUUCGUUUCCAAAUUUCAAAUCGCUCUCGCUUCUGAGCUGUGAUGGGUUUAGCACAAAUGGGCUCGCAGCCAUUGCCACUCACUGCAAGAACUUGACUGAGCUUGAUAUUCAGGAGAAUGGCAUUGAUGAUAGAGGAGGCAGCUGGUUGAGCUGCUUCCCAGAAAGCUUCACUUCAUUGGAAGUGCUGAACUUUGCCAACUUGGCAAGUGAUGUUAAUUUUGAUGUACUUGAGAGACUUGUAAGUCGGUGCAAAUCAUUAAGGGUUUUGAAGGUCAACCAAAGCAUAUCCUUGGAACAAUUACAGAGGCUUCUUGCCCAUGCUCCUCAAUUGACAGAGCUUGGUACGGGAUCAUUCUCGCAACAACUCACUUCUCAUCAAGAUGAAGAGCUCAAAACUGCAUUCAGCAAUUGCAAGAAUAUUCAUACGCUUUCUGGUCUAUGGGAUGUCAAGGCCAUCUACCUCCCCACUCUUUACCCUGCCUGCGCCAAUCUGACUUUCUUGAACUUGAGCUACGCUGCUUUGCAAGGUGGCGAACUUGCUAAGCUUCUUGUUCACUGUCCCCAACUUCGGCGUCUCUGGGUCUUGGAUACAGUGGAAGAUAAAGGGCUAGAGGCAGUUGGAUUGAAUUGUCCUUUGCUUGAGGAACUUCGUGUUUUCCCGAUUGAUCCCUAUGGUGAGGAAAUUGCCCAUGAGGUAACUGAAGCUGGAUUUAUUGCUGUCUCAAAUGGUUGUCGGAGACUCCAUUAUGUGCUUUACUUCUGUCGGCAAAUGACUAAUGCUGCUGUAGAAACUGUGGUGCGGAACUGCCCUAAUUUUACACACUUCCGCUUAUGUAUAAUGAUUCCAGGUCGACCUGAUUAUACCACAAAUGAACCUAUGGAUGAAGCCUUUGGUGCAGUGGUUAAGACAUGCACUAAACUCCAGAGGCUUUCAGUUUCAGGCCUCUUAACUGAUUUGACAUUUGAGUAUAUUGGUAAGUAUGCAAAAAACUUGGAGACACUUUCUGUGGCUUUUGCUGGCAGCAGUGACUGGGGGAUGCAGUGUGUGCUGGAAGGUUGUCCAAAAUUAAGGAAGCUUGAGAUAAGGGACUGCCCAUUUGGGAAUAAAGCUCUACUGUCAGGUUUGGAGAAGUAUGAGUCUAUGAGGUCUCUUUGGAUGUCAGCCUGCAAUUUGACACUGAAUGGCUGUAGGGCUUUGGCGAGGGAGAUGCCUAGGUUAAAUGUCGAGGUAAUGAAGGAGGAUGGAAGUGAUGAGAGUCACGCCGACAAAGUUUAUGUUUAUCGGACCGUCGCAGGCCCAAGGAGGGAUGCCCCACCUUCUGUGCUUACUCUCUAAAGUUCGGAAAAUGAUUGCUGCAAAAGGUUUCAAAGGAACACAAUUCACUACCUGGAGGCUUUCUAUUGGCAUGACUUUCACACAGCUAAAUUAUGGAGGGAGUAAUAAAGAUAUAGAUCUGAG
Rubroshorea leprosula is the source of this 2207-nucleotide messenger RNA. The record is from the annotation of a GenBank genome assembly. NCBI's taxonomy places the organism in Eukaryota, Viridiplantae, Streptophyta, Magnoliopsida, Malvales, Dipterocarpaceae.